Messenger RNA from Helianthus annuus (common sunflower), 1166 nucleotides. RefSeq lists its product as uncharacterized. The record is from RefSeq and is a predicted model, not a curated record. NCBI's taxonomy places the organism in Eukaryota, Viridiplantae, Streptophyta, Magnoliopsida, Asterales, Asteraceae. The transcript is spliced from 6 exons. The coding region runs from base 178 to 984 and encodes 268 amino acids.
CUACCAACAAAAAUCAAACGCUUGCUUGUAGACAACAAAAGCAUCAAUCAUUACGAUUACGUUUAUGCAAAUUCCCCCAAAUCAUCACCCCCAUCCCUAACCCUAAAAACCCUAAUUCCUUCAAAAUCAACCAAAAUUAGGCCUCAAUAAUCUCUCUCGAGCACAAAACCACACAUCAUGGGCCGAAUUUCAGUAGAAUCCGCAAAAACGGUGUUGGAGGUGGCAGAAGUGGCAUUCAAAGCGGUCGAAUUCUCGCACAAACAUCCUAUCCACUACAAGAACGGGAAUCAGGAUAAAUUGGAUCAUAAGGAGGAUGAUACGACACCGUUGGAUGUGAAAGAAAAGGAGUUGGAGGGUUUGAGAUUGGAGAAUCAACGGCUGAGAGAUUUGCUUGAAGAGAAUGUUAAACUUCUUCAGAGUAUUUCGGAGUCGCCUUGCUUGUUGGAGGAUUGUCCUCCUGAUCUCCAUACACGUAUUAUGGAUACUGUUGAAUCUCCAAAGUUCUUGAGUCAACUUAAGACUCUCCAUAAAGAUUCACUUGAUGGAUUACCUGGAAUUGAUCUUCAAGUGGAUGAAAUAUUAAUCAACGUUGGGCGUGAAGAACCAAGCUUGUGGAUAUGGGUCACUGACGAAAUGGUACACGGUAACGUUGAAGAGAAGAGCGGGAUCGAUAACGAGAAUUACGUAGUUAUUAAUCAGGAACAGGUGGUGGAUGGCAUUGCCAAUUUUAUGGCCAGAUGUGUUCUUUUAAACCCAAAAGCUAAGAGUUUGACGCCGGAGGAGAUGCAAAAGAAGCUGAGCAGGGCAUUGGGUGGCAUGAGCAAGUUUGAGAAGGUAUUAGAAAUAUGGCAUGCUGGACAGAUUUUCUAUUUGAUGGCUACUUGGGGGCUUGCUUUAGCAGGGUUGUACCAAAGUCGAGCAGUGUUACGAGUUGCAGCAAAGGGAGUCCAUGCAACAAGCAAACUUGCUAUGAAAGCUCUUUAAGUUGUGAAAACAUGAAACAUGAAAAUUGAAAAAGUGUAAAUACUGUUGUAUAUGUGCAAUUCGAAUAACUGUUUAUUAUCUUGAUUUUCGUUUUUAUUCUGAUUGUAAGAUAAGAUUUGAUUGCUUUACUUUAAAAAUGGCUUUGUAAAUAUAUCAUUGACUAGUGUGUUUCACCUUGGGUU